CUUUCUUUUCGAUGUGCUACUCUGUCUCUUUCUCUAUGCUUGGGACGACCGAAAAAAGUUUGUGAUCCCGAAAGAUUCAUCAAAGAUGGCCGGAGUAGCGGGUAAAUUCGUUAAGUCUGGGCUACUUCGAGUCCAAAGCAAUGGUAUUAUCCAGCAAUCCCAUCUAUCUACCCUGCGUGAGCUCUCGGGCGGCAAAAAAGCGGGACUAGUGGUGGUGGGGUCACUGAUCGGAGGUGCUGCUGGGUUGGCAUACACCUUGGACCAAUCGGUAAAGGCUUCAGGACUGGAUUUACAUGCUCCUCAUUUUCCAUGGAGCCAUAAUGGGAUAUUUUCUUCCUUAGAUCAUGCUAGUAUUCGCCGCGGCUACGAAGUGUACAAGCAAGUUUGCUCUGCUUGCCAUAGUAUGAAAUAUUUGGCUUAUCGUAACUUGAUUGAUGUCAGUCAUACUGAAGAAGAAGCCAAAGAGGAAGCAGCUUCUAUUCAGGUUAUGGAUGGGCCAAAUGAAGAAGGCCUUAUGUUCCAGCGACCAGGCAAGCUUUCUGAUAGAUUUCCAAGUCCAUAUGCUAAUGAAGAAGCUGCAAGAAAUGCCAACAAUGGUGCACUUCCACCUGAUCUAACCUACAUCACUGCUGCUCGUCACGGAGGAGAAGACUAUUUGUUCUCCUUGUUGACUGGUUACACCGAUCCACCAGGUGGUAUUACGUUGCGCGAUGGCCUUUAUUACAAUCCGUAUUUCCCGGGUGGUGCCAUUGGCAUGGCCCAAGCCCUUUACAACGAGCUGAUCGAGUAUUCGGAUGGAACGCCAGCCACUGCCAGCCAAAUGGCUAAAGACGUGUCAACCUUCCUCAAGUGGUCAGCUGAGCCAGAGCACGACGAUCGCAAGAAGAUGGCUUUGAAGGCUCUUAUGCUAUUCUCUUUCUUAAUUUCAGUAGCAUACUACUGGAAACGUCACAAGUGGAGUGUUAUCAAAACCAGGAAAAUUGUUUACAAGCCUAAAUCCGAAUAGAAUGUUUCAACUACAUAAAAUACUUUUUAUCAAAUGGAGAAGGAAGAAUGGUGCAAUCUAAGUUCUUCCUGACACCAUCAACAAUCGUUGGUUUGAACACCCAAGAUCCUGUUGAAAUAGCGACUGUACAUUCGAGUCAUUACAACUUCGACUCAUCUGUAGGAAUAAUAAAAAUAAGGUUAUACAACCGUAAA
Messenger RNA from Daphnia carinata, 1200 nucleotides. It is a transcript of the gene Cyt-c1, whose product is annotated as cytochrome c1, heme protein, mitochondrial-like. Lineage: Eukaryota; Metazoa; Arthropoda; Branchiopoda; Diplostraca; Daphniidae. The record is from RefSeq and is a predicted model, not a curated record. Bases 86 to 1006 code for a protein of 306 amino acids. Gene Ontology annotation, biological process: mitochondrial electron transport, ubiquinol to cytochrome c. Gene Ontology annotation, molecular function: electron transfer activity; heme binding. The transcript is spliced from 6 exons.